Strongylus vulgaris is the source of this 1968-nucleotide messenger RNA. NCBI's taxonomy places the organism in Eukaryota, Metazoa, Nematoda, Chromadorea, Rhabditida, Strongylidae. The record is from the annotation of a GenBank genome assembly.
UCAAGACGUUCUUGUGGCAGUAAACUAUCCGCUCGGUCCUCUCCACGUGCCCUUUCAUUAGCCUGCUCGUCACCGAUCACACCCGAAGGUCUGUACGCCGUACGAGAUGUCUCCACGGAAAAAAGAUCCGACGAUGGGUAUUACACCCCACCAGAUGCUUCACGUCUUAGUGGCGACAUUCGCACCUCGCUUAUUCCUUCUUUUGAUACGGUGGAAAAGAGUGGCUACUGGAAUCAGAUGUCCGAUUCACGAUUAAAAUCUUUGAAAAGACGAUUUGUAGUGCUCAAAAAUAAUCAACUUAGCUUCUAUAGGACAGCUUUGGUCACCCAAUCGGCAAAAUACCAGUUUAUGACGGACAGCGAGAAAACUACACAUGAAUGGGUGACUACCCUCAAUACUGUGAUCAAAGGAUCGACUAUUCGGGAUUUGGCUACUCGCUGUGCCCCAGUGGAGGCGUCCAUUAGUGGAUGGAUGACAAAAGUCCGCUGCGGACAUUCGAAACGAGUCUAUGCUUCACUGGUCCGUCAAAAGCUGAUGUUCUUCAAAAAUUCGGAAGAUACGGUCCCAUGUGGCUUCACUCAACUGAAAGGAGCUCGUGUUAUGGACAAGCAGAAAACUUCAUCGGAUGAAUAUAGCGGAAGUAGUGAUGAGCAAAACACCGAUAAAAGUCCGCAAAUGCAGAAAAAGGAUACCUACAGCCUUAGCAUAGAGAUGGCUAAUGAGGACCCAUUGUAUAUAGUAUUGAGAAGCAGUGAAGAAAAGGAGAAAUGGCUGUAUUUUCUGCGUGCAGCAAGUGGUGAUGCAACUUUGUGCGGUUCACCAUUCGCUAUUUUGGUGCAACGAAUGUUGGCCGAGGGUGGAGCGCCAGAUUCACCUUUAUGGAAAGAUCUACUACUAACAUCGUGCGAUGACACACCUAAAGAGACGCUCAUGGAUUUUGAUGGCCCUGACAAGAAGAAGGCGCUUGAAAUUGCGAAGGCUACUUACCUCUUCGUCUCGGUGCUAAUGCGUCCGAUUGCUGCUCAAUAUCAUAUUGAUCUCGCACAGAACAUUUUGUCUACUGCUAUGCAGCAUGAAUUUCUACGCAAUGAAGUAUAUGCACAGUUGAUCAAGCUUACCAGCGGCUCUAUGCCUUUUUCAAUCCAGCAUAUCGCUCGAUGGUGCAUGAAAUCCGGUGAUGAAUCCAACAUGGCCGAAUACUGUCAAUGCGCUCUGGAACGAGUUCUUCGUGUUGGUGGAAGGGAAGCGGGACCUAGUCGACUUGAAACAACAUCUGUAUUGACGAGAGAUCCUACAACAACAAAAUUUCCGCAUUCAAUCUCAGUUCGGCUUCCGAAUGCUCAAUAUCAGGUAGUCGAAUUUGAUGGCUCCACGGAAAUCGGCCAAUGCUUGUCGUCGCUAUGCCUAAAGCUGGGCAUUCGACCAGCUUUAUUAUCUGGCUAUGCACUAUACAUCGAUGACCCUACCACUAAAGGUCUACAAUUGUUAAAGGGAAAACAAAAGCUUUGCGACUGCCUCUACGAGUGGGAAGUUCGACAACGAGAUGUGCUCCGCGGAAGAAUCUCAGCUGAUUGCACAGCCACACUUUCUUUGCGAAUGCGACAUUAUUGGAGGCAUUUAAUAUGUAACGAAACAGCUAUGGAGAAAUCGUUUCUCGUUUGGCGAAUGGCUGAGGAGUUGGUCUCUGGCCGAAUCCCUACAAGUCCACAAUUGGCGGAACAAUUGGCUGCUUUAUAUGCACAGGAUGUUAUACGAACAUUCCCCUACAAUCGUCUGGCAUCUUUUGGUGGUUUCCACAAUGAUUUCAUGCUAACUGCGGAAAGAAUGUUGCCUCCGGAGGCUCAUCCUGAAGAAACAAGCCGAGAAAGGGUCACUUUUAGUAUGGAAAAGCACGAAGUUGAACAAUUAACCCUUCAUCUGGCUGAAUACAUUCGUUGUCAGAAACUUGUGUGGAAAGUUUCCAAAUAG